CAUCCAGCAAGUGAGAGCUCUGACCGCGCAGUUGUCUCCUCAAGACUCGACUUCAUCCAGCGCAAACGCUUCUGGCACCUGGCCAGCCUCGGAUGACCAUGGCAUCUCUUUCGGCGGCUUGCAGGCUAUCUGCGAGGUUGGUAGGCGGUCAGCUGCGACAGCCAAUGGCCUCCAGAACCUAUCGAACUUCGGCCGCCGCUUUCGCAGCACAGAAUUUUGCAAUGCCCGCUAUGUCUCCAACGAUGACCGAGGGAAACAUCAGUUCCUGGAAGGUCAAGGAAGGUGAAUCAUUCGCCGCUGGAGACGUCAUAUUGGAGAUUGAGACAGACAAGGCGACAAUGGACGUUGAAGCUGCUGAUGACGGUAUCUUGGCUAAGAUCAUGCAAGGGGAUGGCACAAAAGGCAUCCAGGUCGGCGAACGGAUAGCUGUCCUGGCGGAACCUGGCGAUGAUUUGAGCCAGCUUUCUCUGCCGGCAGAUGACGCGGCUCCAUCUACCCCGACCCCACAGGAGGAGACUGCGGCAGGAAUUGACCCGUCAAAGUCUUCAGGAUCACAGGCAGAGGCUCCGCCAACCUCUAAGCCCAGCUCAGAAGCUUCAGCGGGCGGACCGCCUAAAACGUCUGGGAAGCCAGCCAACAAGAAAUAUCCCUUUUACCCCUCUGUGGAGUUCUUAUUGCACCAGAAUGGCCUGUCGAAGUCCGAGGCCGAGAAGAUCCCUGCAACUGGUCCGAAUGGUAGACUCUUGAAGGGAGACGUUUUGGCCUAUCUCGGUCGUAUUCAGCCUAACUACGCAUCGGAUCUUUCUGCUCGAAUUUCCAAACUCAGUCACCUUGACCUGAGCAACAUUAAAGCUGCCCCGCCGAAAGCACGCGAAGAACCUACACCAGCCAAGGCUGAGGAAGUCGUGGCGGCGCCCGCUCCAGAGCCUGACUCAGAGGUUACCAUCUCAAUUUCUUUGACGGCCGUCGUAGAGGUGCAGAGACGGGUGCAGGAGACCCUAGGAGUCUUCCUCCCCCUUUCAACCUUUAUUGCUCGUGCCAGUGAGGUGGCAAAUGAAGCUCUGCCACGUUCCAAGACGGUUAAGCCUUCUGCGGAUGAACUUUUCAAUCAGGUUCUUGGGCUUGACAAGAUUGGCAAAUCCUAUGCAUCUCGUGGAUCUUUUACUCCGCAGAUCAUUGCACUGCCGUCAACGGUCUCGCUGCGUCCCAAGGCAACUCCCAAAGCUGACAUCUUUGAUAUUCUCAGCGGAAAGCCUUCCCGCAAGCCAACCAAGGUCAGCAAAGCCUCCAUCAUUGCUGACGAGCCUCCUACUACCAAUGUCUUCUUUGUGACUACACCAAAAGGGGAUGAGAAGCGUGCUGAGGUUUUCCUCAAGCGAGUUAAGGCUCUGCUUGAAGCUGAACCAGGACGUUUGGUUGUAUAGUUAUUUUCAAUCCAAUCCAUCAAUGCUUAUCUGUCCACGCAAUUUUUUCCCUUCUAUGAAACAAUAAAAUACCAGUCCCAUUAUCGCACCUUAGACUGCUAUUUGUUGUACUCAGCGUUAUGUAAAUUAUAGGAU
Messenger RNA from Xylona heveae TC161, 1559 nucleotides. RefSeq lists its product as hypothetical. Gene Ontology annotation, molecular function: dihydrolipoyllysine-residue acetyltransferase activity. The record is from RefSeq and is a predicted model, not a curated record. NCBI's taxonomy places the organism in Eukaryota, Fungi, Ascomycota, Xylonomycetes, Xylonales, Xylonaceae. Gene Ontology annotation, cellular component: pyruvate dehydrogenase complex. Bases 99 to 1424 code for a protein of 441 amino acids. Gene Ontology annotation, biological process: pyruvate decarboxylation to acetyl-CoA. The transcript is spliced from 4 exons.